Messenger RNA from Arvicola amphibius (Eurasian water vole), 2394 nucleotides. RefSeq names its product TBC1 domain family member 14 (gene Tbc1d14). The record is from RefSeq and is a predicted model, not a curated record. NCBI's taxonomy places the organism in Eukaryota, Metazoa, Chordata, Mammalia, Rodentia, Cricetidae. Bases 88 to 2244 code for a protein of 718 amino acids. The transcript has 14 exons.
AAGAAGUCCCAGGGCUCGCAACACUACUGCUCUCUUCUCCACUUCUUGACAAGGUUUGGAGGAGGGUCCUUGGAAUCAGUUCUGUGAAUGAGAUGCCGCUGUCUGAUUUCUCACCCACAGACACAAACACCUUAUAUCUGCCCAGUUUCUUCUUGGACCAAGAUGACUGAUGGAAAUCUUUCCACCUCAAUGAAUGGUGUAACAUUGAUGGGCAUUCUAGAUGGUCGGCCAGGAGACUCACUUCAGGACCUGCAACACCUGAGUGUCAAGGCACCCAUAUCCCUUUCAGUGCCUGACUAUGGACCCACACUAAAACUUGGUUCUUUGGAAGAUCGACACAGCCUUCAAUCAGUAGACUCAGGCAUUCCUACUCUGGAGAUUGGCAACCCGGAGCCUGUCCCCUGCAGUGUGGUUCAUGUGAAGAGAAAGCAGUCUGAGUCAGAGAUCAUCCCUGAGCGGGCCUUCCAGAGUGCAUGCCCCCUGCCGUCCUGUGCACCCUCAGCUCCCACCAACAGCGAGCAAGAGCAAGUUGUACGAAAGUCUUCCACGUUUCCCAGGACAGGCUAUGACUCAGUGAAACUCUAUAGCCCCACCUCCAAAGCCUUGAGCCGAAGUGACAAUGUCUCUGUCUGUAGUGUGUCUAGUCUUGGCACAGAGCUGUCAACUACACUGUCAGUCAGCAAUGAGGACAUCUUGGACCUCAUGGUCACAAGCAGUUCCAGCGCCAUUGUGACCCUAGAGAAUGAUGAUGACCCACAGUUUAUUGAUGUCACUCUGAGCUCCAUCAAGGAAACCAGUGACUUACACCAGCAGGAUUGUGUUGCUGAGACUGAGGAGGGGAGGAAAUUGAAACUAUUCCAGCCAUUCAGUCACUUCUUUACGAGGAAUUUGCUUGCUAGAAAACAAAAUGCAAGACUUGAUAGACAGAGAGACUUGGGAUGGAAGCUGUUUGGAAAAGUCCCGCUUCGAGAGACUGCUCAGAAAGAUUCAAAGAAAACACAAAAGGAAUAUGAAGACAAGGCUGGAAGACCAAGCAGGCCACCCUCUCCAAAGCAGAAUGUGAGGAAGAACCUGGAUUUUGAGCCGUUGUCCACCACGGCACUCAUCCUUGAGGACAGACCCGCAAAUCUCCCAGCAAAACCAGCUGAAGAAGCCCAAAAGCAUAGACAGCAAUAUGAAGAGAUGGUGGUGCAGGCCAAGAAACGAGAGCUUAAAGAAGCCCAGAGGCGGAAGAAGCAGCUGGAGGAAAGGUGCAAGGUUGAAGAGAGCAUUGGAAAUGCCGUCCUCACCUGGAAUAAUGAGAUCUUGCCCAACUGGGAAACCAUGUGGUGCUCUAAGAAGGUUCGAGACUUGUGGUGGCAGGGAAUUCCUCCGAGUGUGAGAGGCAAAGUAUGGAGCUUGGCCAUUGGCAACGAGUUGAACAUCACCCACGAGCUCUUUGACAUCUGUCUUGCUCGGGCCAAGGAGCGGUGGCGGUCCCUCAGCACUGGUGGCUCAGAAGUGGAGAAUGAAGAUGCUGGGUUUUCAACAGCUGACAGAGAGGCCAGUCUGGAGCUUAUUAAACUGGACAUUUCUAGAACAUUUCCUAAUCUCUGCAUUUUCCAGCAAGGUGGUCCAUAUCAUGACAUGUUGCACAGUAUUUUGGGCGCUUAUACUUGUUACCGGCCGGAUGUGGGUUAUGUUCAGGGCAUGUCAUUUAUAGCUGCAGUGUUGAUCUUGAACCUAGACACUGCAGAUGCCUUUAUUGCUUUUUCUAAUCUUUUGAAUAAACCCUGUCAAAUGGCAUUUUUCCGAGUGGACCAUGGCCUUAUGUUGACUUACUUUGCUGCAUUUGAGGUAUUCUUUGAAGAAAACUUGCCGAAAUUGUUUGCGCAUUUCAAGAAAAACAACUUAACUGCAGACAUCUACCUGAUCGAUUGGAUCUUCACCUUGUAUAGUAAGUCCCUGCCCUUGGACCUGGCCUGCCGCAUCUGGGACGUGUUCUGUCGAGACGGGGAGGAAUUUCUCUUCCGCACCGCUCUGGGCAUCCUGAAGCUAUUCGAGGAUAUCCUGACGAGGAUGGACUUCAUCCACAGUGCCCAGUUUCUGACCAGGCUGCCCGAGGACCUGCCAGCAGAUGAGGUGUUCGCAUCCAUCGCCACAGUCCAGAUGCAGAGCCGGAACAAGAAAUGGGCACAGGUGCUGUCUGCGCUGCAGAAAGACAGCCGGGAAAUGGAAAAAGGAAGCCCAUCCCUCAGACACUGAGGCUCAGGGGUUACUCGCACUUGGCACUGAAGCAGAGCUCCACAUGGCACCUGUAUGCUUUCAGACUGAUGCCUGUGAAGAACAGGGGCUCGUUCCAUGUUGGAUUUCUCAUGCUGGAGUUGGCCUUAAAACAACACAGCUCUUAAAGAA